AUGGACUUUGUUGGAGAGAUUAUAGAACACGAGAUCGAACCUCCCUCGGAACCAACUCCGUUCAAUGCACCUACUGGAUUUCCUGACCCUCAAAUGGUAAAAAAAGUUUCACGAUGGAAACAAAAGCAAUCAAAAUCGCCUACAUCUGAAUUGCCACCCCAAGAUGAACCCACAACUGAGCUUACUGAGGCGGAAAAAAUUGAUAAAGAGAACCGUGAAAGAAUGGCCAAGAUGUCAGAAAGUGAAAUAUUGCAGGAAAGGCAAGAAAUUUUGACUCAACUAGAUCCAAAUCUUGUUCGAAGUUUGUUGAAGAGAUCAAACAAGAAAAAGCAAGAUGAACGUAGUGAACAACAUACAACUAGCCAUGAUCAUGAUCACCAUGAACAUGCCGAAGGAUAUAAUGGAUGGAUCGGUGGAAUGAAAACUGCAAAAGGAUUGACGGAUUUAUCUCAAUUGGAAAAGAAAGAGGUGGAUAAAGCUUUAGGAUUGGAUUCAGAGCGUAAAGUGAGAUUCGAUGAUGAUAAAGUCGAAAGGAUAGCGUGCCUUGAACCUGAUAAUAACAAUGACAUGCAAGUUGAGCUGGAUUUAGAUGCAAUUGCUCCAGAAGAUUACCAGCUAAAUCAAGGGGAGGAUGAAGAGAUGCACGAGAGUACUUCAAACGUACAUUUCACUAAACCAGGUCAAGAUGAUUUAGAUUUAGACGAUCCUGAAUUUUUCGAUAAGCUACAUGAAAAAUAUUUUCCCGAUCUACCCAAAGAGACCGAAAAGCUAUCAUGGAUGACAAAACCAUUGCCAAAGCAAGUCUCCACUACUUAUGAGAGUAUAUCCGACAUGAGAUUUGAUUUCAAUGGAAACUUGGUUCAGAUUAAUAUAGAUGAAGAAAAAGACGAUUCACAAGGUAUACCGACGUACCUUGGUCUACAUCACCAUUCAGAAAAUCCACAUAUGGCAGGUUACACAUUGAGUGAAUUGGUUCAUUUGUCGCGAUCAGUUGUACCUGGUCAACGAUGUAUCAGUAUACAAACACUAGGAAGGAUACUACACAAAUUAGGCAAACAUGAGUUAGGUAUUAUACCAGUUGCUGAAACUGAGGAAAAUCGGGAUAUUAAAGAAAUGGUACAGACUUUUGAGAAAAUGAUGUGGGAUUUGAUUGAGGAGUUGAGAAUUAUUGAUAGUAUUACUGAAGCUGCAGAUGAAAAGUAUACCAAGAACUUGUCAGUUCGUAGUUAUGCUAUUGAAGCGUUGUAUCUAAUCAAAACUGGAAAGUAG
Lodderomyces orthopsilosis Co 90-125 is the source of this 1269-nucleotide messenger RNA. RefSeq lists its product as uncharacterized. The record is from RefSeq and is a predicted model, not a curated record. Gene Ontology annotation, cellular component: nucleus. The transcript has a single exon. Gene Ontology annotation, biological process: transcription by RNA polymerase II. Lineage: Eukaryota; Fungi; Ascomycota; Pichiomycetes; Serinales; Debaryomycetaceae. The coding region runs from base 1 to 1269 and encodes 422 amino acids.